AAAUCAUCUAAUCACUUAGUCACAUUAAGCAAGAUUUCUGAAAAUCAACUAAAUCAUCCUAAAAGUAAGGUUGAGAAGCUAUUUUUCCUUGAAGCAACAUCUUCAGAAGUAGAUGAUAUUGAUGAAUCAGCAAUAGCUAUUCU
This is a messenger RNA of Cetraspora pellucida, 143 nucleotides long. The record is from the annotation of a GenBank genome assembly. NCBI's taxonomy places the organism in Eukaryota, Fungi, Glomeromycota, Glomeromycetes, Diversisporales, Gigasporaceae.